GUGAUGUCUUUGAUAAAUCUUUGAAAAUAUGGCUCUCAAACUCAUUUUGCAAGCGUCAGGUUUAUUGAUGUUGCUACUCGUGCUAGCUGGAGCUCGUUCGCUCGACCCUGGUCGCAAAAAGAAGAAGUUUCAUACAGAUGCUUCAAGAUGGAAACAAAAGAUAGAUGGUUGGAGUCCCUGGCCAUUUUUACCGAGUCCUGGAAGACGUCAUGGUGCUAAUAAUUUAUAUCCAUUUAUGAUCAUAUCACCACCAGGGAAGUCAAAAAAGAACGAAGAUCAUUCAUUUGAUGAAAGAGGAAGCAAGUAUUUUUCACGUCGUCACGGUUUGCAAAAUACCUCGCGGAAAAACGUUGGUGGCUACCUUCCGCUGUACGACGUUGUUCGGUGCAAUUAUCCUGUAUAUCGGCCAUUGUUUAUAAGCUAUUUUAGAAGCCAUUUUAUGGAAGACCCCAGUUACCCACUUUUCUUACCUCCUUUUCUUCCUAGUAAAAGAUCUCACAACAAAAAAUUGGGAUUCUUACGAAACUUAAAUGAAAAAAGACAAUUUGUGCCACGUCAUCAUUGGGCAUUCAGCCAAUGGCCAUUCGACUCGCACGAGUAUGCGCAAAAUACAGAUCCCAUCUCCCUCUCAAAUCAUCCUCAUCUUCCAAGAUGUGGACCAGUGGAGUGGGGAGGUGCAGGACCUGGCUCUCAUUGGGCUAGAAAUUGUCAGGGUUUGCUCUCACCUUUUGGUAUUGGACUUGCCCCUCAAAUGAGUGGUCAAGGUUGUAGUAGUUUUGCCGUGCACCUACCUACAGGUUUUUGA
Xenia sp. Carnegie-2017 is the source of this 805-nucleotide messenger RNA. RefSeq lists its product as uncharacterized. The transcript is spliced from 3 exons. The record is from RefSeq and is a predicted model, not a curated record. Bases 29 to 805 code for a protein of 258 amino acids. Lineage: Eukaryota; Metazoa; Cnidaria; Anthozoa; Malacalcyonacea; Xeniidae.